UUAGAAACCAAGAUGCUGCGGGUUCACAGGACCAAACUAGGCAGGCUGGGGCUCUGCCUCUCCAGAGGUCUUCACCAUAAACCUGUGAUGGCUGUGAGGCGAGAGGAUGUGAAUGCCUGGGAGCGAAGGGCACCUCUGGCUCCCAGGCAUAUCAAAAGCAUCACCAACCUGGGAUACAAAGUCCUAAUACAGCCUUCCAAUCGGCGGGCCAUUCAUGACCAGGAAUAUGUCAAAGCUGGAGGCAUUAUUCAGGAGGAUAUUUCUGAAGCAUGUCUAAUUGUGGGGGUUAAAAGACCCUUUGAGGAAAAGUUAUUGUCCAAGAAGACUUAUGCAUUCUUCUCUCACACAAUAAAGGCUCAGGAGGCCAAUAUGGGCUUGUUGGAUGAGAUUCUAAGACAGGAAAUCCGUCUUAUUGAUUAUGAGAAAAUGGUGGAUCACCAAGGAGUGCGAGUGGUGGCAUUUGGUCAGUGGGCAGGUGUGGCCGGGAUGAUCAACAUUUUACAUGGAAUGGGUGUAAGGCUCCUUGCUCUGGGACAUCACACACCUUUUAUGCACAUUGGCAUGGCUCAUAACUACAGGAACAGCAGCCAGGCUGUACAGGCUAUCCGUGAUGCCGGCUAUGAGAUAUCUCUGGGUCUGAUGCCAAAGUCUAUAGGUCCCUUAACCUUUGUGUUCACAGGGUCUGGUAAUGUAUCAAAGGGAGCUCGAGCAAUCUUCAAUGAACUGCCUUGUGAAUAUGUGGAACCCCAUGAAUUAAAAGAAGUGUCUCAAAGUGGAGACCUGAGAAAAGUGUAUGGGACGGUGUUAAGUCGCCAUCAUCAUCUUGUCAGGAAAACAGAUGGUGUAUAUGAUCCUGUAGAGUAUGACAAAUAUCCUGAGCGCUACAUAAGUCGUUUUAGUACUGAUAUUGCACCCUACACAUCUUGUUUAGUCAAUGGGAUCUACUGGGAUCGGAACAACCCUCGGCUACUAACUAGAGGAGAUCUUAAGACUCUCCUGGCUCCAGGCAAACCCUCAGGUGGUGGUGAGAAAGGAUGCCCAACUUUACCACACAAACUUGUAGCGAUAUGUGAUAUUUCAGCUGACUCAGGAGGAUCUAUAGAGUUUAUGACUGAAUGCACAACUAUAGAUCAACCAUUUUGCAUGUAUGAUGCAGACCAGCAUAUUCAUGAUAGUGUUGAAGGCUCUGGAAUUCUGAUGUGCUCCAUUGACAAUUUGCCAGCACAACUUCCAAUUGAAGCUACAGAAUACUUUGGAGAUAUGCUUUACCCUUAUGUUGAAGAAAUGAUACUGUCAGAUGCGACACAACCUCUUGAAAGUCAGAAUUUUUCUCCUGUGGUGAGAGAUGCAGUGAUUACAUCCAAUGGUAUAUUGACUGAUAAGUAUAAAUAUAUCCAGAAACUCCGAGAGAGCAGGGAACGCACACAGUCACGUUCAAUGAGCACCAAGAAAAAGGUCUUGGUUCUUGGAACUGGUUAUGUCUCUGAGCCUGUAUUGGAAUACCUGUCAAGAGAUAAAAAUAUAGAAUUAACAGUAGGUUCUGACAUGAAAAAUCAACUUGAACAGUUAAGAAAGAAAUACAAAAUUAAUCCUGUUAGUAUGAACAUUGGCAAACAAGAAGAGAAAUUGGGUUCCUUGGUGGCAUCACAGGAUCUUGUCAUCAGCUUGUUGCCUUAUGUACUACAUCCUAUUGUGGCCAAGGCUUGCAUUGCAAACAAAGUGAACAUGGUCACUGCAAGCUACAUCACACCACCACUCAAAGAAUUAGAAAAGAGCGUGCAAGAUGCCGGCAUCACAGUCAUUGGUGAAUUGGGAUUGGAUCCUGGUCUUGACCAUAUGCUGGCAAUGGAGACAAUAGAUAAAGCUAAAGAAGUUGGAGCCACAAUUGAAUCAUAUAUUUCCUACUGUGGUGGACUUCCAGCCCCUGAACAUUCAGACAAUCCUCUGAGAUACAAGUUUAGCUGGAGUCCAGUGGGAGUUUUGAUGAACAUAAUGCAGUCUGCCACAUAUUUGCUCAAUGGGAAGAUUGUGAAUGCCGAAGGGGGCGUUGCCUUUCUGAAUUCCGUCACCCCCAUGGAUUAUUUCCCAGGGCUAAAUCUGGAAGGCUAUCCGAACAGGGACAGUACCAAAUAUGCAGAUAUUUAUGGCAUUCAGUCUGCUCACACUUUGCUGCGCGGGACACUGAGAUACCAGGGAUAUGCUAAAGUUUUGAAUGGACUUAUAAAACUGGGUCUUAUAAACAGAGAUGCAUUUCCUGCCCUCCAUCCUGGGGCCAAACAGCUUAGCUGGAAAGAACUGCUAUGCGACUUAGUUGGGAUUUCCCCUUCCUCCAAGUAUGAAGUGCUUAAAGAGGCUGUCCUGAAGAAGUUAGGGGGUGAUAAUACCCAGCUGGAGGCAACGGAACAAUUGGGUUUACUUGGGGAUGAACAAGUCCCUCAGGCAGAGUCCAUUGUGGAUGCACUCUCCAAGUAUUUGGCCACAAAGCUUUCCUAUGGCCCUGGAGAGAAAGAUAUGAUUGUGAUGAGAGACAGCUUUGGUAUCAGACAUCCUUCCGGGCAUUUAGAAAAUAAAAUUAUUGAUCUUGUGGUUUACGGAGAUGUCAGAGGCUUCUCAGCCAUGGCUAAAACUGUGGGGCUACCCACGGCCAUGGCAGCCAAGAUGCUACUGGAUGGUGAAAUUCAAGCUAAAGGCCUGAUAGGGCCCUUUGCAAAGGAGAUCUAUGGACCAAUAUUGGAGAGAAUUAAAGCAGAAGGCAUUAUAUAUAACACAUACAGUACAAUCAAGCAAUAAUUAAGAUUUACAUUUCAUUUUUAUCUUCCCAAACAACAAUUCUGAAUACUUGUGUCAUAGCAUACUUAUUAAGUUCUGUUUAAGUGUAUGAAUCAUGAUACAUUUUGAUUAAAUAAGUACAAUGAUGGUUCUGAGUAUCUAUUUUAAUAUGAAAAAUGUUUGAAACAGAGAUGCCCGUAAUUGUCAAAGAACUUUUAUAAUAAUAAUUCUACCAUAUAUUUUCAUAUACAUAAAAAUCAUGCUGAUUUUGCUAUUUGUUAAUUUAUUAUGCAAAUUUUCAUAUAAGAAUGUAUUUUCCUAUGAUCAGAUGAAAUUUAAAAUUUUUACUUACAAAAAUUUUCUUCAUGCAGCUAUAUUUUUGUAAUUUUAAAAUUGAUUUCUUUAGAUGCUUUUAGAUAUUUGCCUGCAAACCUUUGCUGUGAUACAUUUUAAGCUCUUUUGGUAAAAUUGUGAUCUGUUUGAUAAAUGUAUUUCUAUGGUUGUAUAGAGUAAGUAAGACUAAAUCACAAUAUAGGUGAUAAGUUCAUUAGGCAUAGCUAAAGCACUAAACAAAUCCAUUUUUUUUUCCAUAAUAAAAACCCAAAAGAGUAGUAGUAAUGGGGAACUUUGUCAGUAUGAUAAAGAACUAUAUGAAAAUCCCAUAACUGGCAUCAUAUGUGAUGAUGAAUUACUGAAAUAUUUCUCCCCAAGAUUAGAAACAAGGCAAGGAUGCCUUCUCUUUUCAGUUCUGUUCAAAUUGUAUUGGGGAGGCCCUCUUCAGGGCAUUAAAAAUAGUAUAAUCUAUUUGUAGAAAAUCCAAAGAAAUGCUUUAAAAUACUAGAAUAGUUGAAUUCAGAAAAAUUAUCGAAUACAGAAAAAUAUAUAGAAGUGUAUUAUUUAUAUAUACCAGUAAAUGAAACAGUGAUUUGAAAAAAAUAGUUAAAUUUACAAUAGCAUGAAAAAAUAAUAAAAUAGGAAUAAAAUUGAGCAGUCAAAAAUCGUCUUCAGAUUUAAGGUCAACUGAUUUUUGGAAAAGGUGCUAAGAAGAUUCAACAGGGCAAAAUAGUCUUCCACUGAACAAUGAUGGAACAACUAAAUAUACACAUGCAAGUGGACAAAGUUGCAUCCCUACCUCAGACCACAUAUUAAUUAACUCAAGAAUGGACCAAAGUCCUAAAUGUCAUACUAUGUACAAGUUUUAGAAGAAAAUGUAAGCAUAAAAUUUUAUGGCCUGCUGGUAUUGGAAUGAUGCACGCAUGAAACAGUAUUUUAAAUCAUGGUGCCUAAUAAAAAGAGAGAGGGGGUACAAAACAUAAAAACAUUCAAUAAAAUGAAAUUUUAUGAUUUUGGAUCAAGCACAUAAACAAAGGGAAAAAUAUAAAUUAGCAUCAUCAAGAUUUAAAAUUGUUGUACUUCUAAGGACAGCAUUUAAAAAUAAGUUGAAAGAUAACAGAUGGUGGAGACAAAUUUUUGUAAAUAAUAUGUGUUGAUAAGGGAGGAAUUUGUAUUUAGAUGAUAUAAAAUGAGUUUAACUCAAUAAAAUGAUAAAUCCAGUACUCACUUCGGCAGCACAUAUACAAUUGGAACAAAACAGAGAAAAAGAGAAACCCAAUUUAAAAACGAAUCAAGGGAAACUGAGUUAACAGUUUUUCAAAGAUAUGUAAAGUCAAUCAGCACACAAAAAGACGUUUAUCAUCAUUAUCAGGGAAUUGCAGAUGAAAUCCAUAAUGUGAUGCUACUCCCUACCCUUCAGGAUAGUUGAAAUAAAAAAGUUAAUCGCAAGGGCAGGAGAGGUAACUUAAAGGACUGAGUGUAUGCUUUGCAUACAGGAGGCCUGGGUUCAAUUCCUAGCAGUGCAUGGCUACAGUGCAUGGCACUAAACCAGGUAUGCCCCUCUCCCCCAAAUCCAUCCUCUCCUCUGCCCCCAAUGUUGACAAGAAUUGCUGGCAGUGUGAAGAAACUGCAUUUAUCAUCAACAGUUGGGUGGACUGUAAAAUGGUCAAGCUGCUUGAGAAGACGAACAGUUCCUUAAAAGGUUAAACAUGACUCAGCAAUUUAUUAUUAGGCAUCUAACUGAGAGAAAUGAAACACAUGUUCCUAUAAAAGUCUGUUCAUUGAAUGUUUAUAGCAAGCAUCAUUCACAUAGCUAAAAGUUAGAAUAAUUAAAAUGCUUGUCAACUAAUAAUUGAAUAAGUGGAAUGUUUCCUUUCACACAAUGGAUUAUUAUUUGAAAACAUAAAGGAAGCAAAGGACUGAUGAAUGCUGCAACGUGGAUGAGCCUUGAAAAAGUUGUAUUAAAUGGAAGAAGCCAGACACAAAAGACCAUGUAUUGUGUUAUUUCAUUUAUAUGAAAUACUCAGAAUAGGAAAGUCUAUAUAGAAAGUAUACUAGUAUUUGUGAGGAACUAUAAAUGAUUUUAAAUUUCUUUGGGGGGGGGCAGUGUAAAUGCUGUGGAAUUCGUUGUGAUUAUGGUAUUACAACUGUGAACAUGUUAAACAUCACUGAAUUGAAUACUUUGAAUCUAUG
Sorex araneus (European shrew) is the source of this 5295-nucleotide messenger RNA. It is a transcript of the gene AASS, whose product is annotated as aminoadipate-semialdehyde synthase. Gene Ontology annotation, cellular component: cytoplasm. Gene Ontology annotation, molecular function: saccharopine dehydrogenase activity. The coding region runs from base 13 to 2790 and encodes 925 amino acids. NCBI's taxonomy places the organism in Eukaryota, Metazoa, Chordata, Mammalia, Eulipotyphla, Soricidae. The record is from RefSeq and is a predicted model, not a curated record. The transcript has 23 exons.